Molecule: messenger RNA, 2352 nt
Organism: Macadamia integrifolia
Lineage: Eukaryota; Viridiplantae; Streptophyta; Magnoliopsida; Proteales; Proteaceae
Product: myb family transcription factor EFM-like
Exons: 4
Coding region: 576-2024 (482 amino acids)
Biological process (GO): regulation of DNA-templated transcription
Molecular function (GO): DNA binding; DNA-binding transcription factor activity
Source: RefSeq, a predicted model, not a curated record
AACUCUCAACAAUAAAAGAGGAUAAGAAAAACAAGGACAUGCAAGGAGAAGUAGUAGUAGUAAUGGAAGAAGAAGCAGAAGAAGAAGAUCGAAUCAUCUUUUUAAAUCUAGGUUCCAAAUCGUACAAAGAUGGCCCUUAAAGGUUCUAAAACCAGUCUCUAAGCACAUGACCUCUUCUUCACUGUCCAUCCUUGAUUCCUUCUCAGAACCCGGAAUUAGCUUUUCUCCUUUGUUCUUUGCAAGAAGUUACCAUCCCUUUGCUUUAUCUUCUACUUUUCCUUUUCCUCUCCCGAACCUCUACUUUAUUCCCCUCCACACCCUCCCCUCGAAUUCAGCUCUAAAAAGAAGGUGAUCCCCCCACUCGAUCCACCUUGUGUUCACAAACAACACAUCCUCUCUGAUCUCUUUCUUUCUUCCCCCCACCAUCACUUCAACUCAAUCCCCUCCUCUUACACCAUCCAUCUUCCUCCUUUCUUCAUUCUAUAUCUCUUUGGAACAUGAACAUUGAACCUUUAUAGAAUAGAAUUAGAUUCAAUAGAAGAGAAAUUUUAUCAAGAAUAUCAAACAUAGAGAAGAUGGGUUCUCCUGCGGAUCUAAGCCUAGAUUGCAAACCCCAUAGCUACUCUAUGGUAGUAAAGUCAUUUGGAGAUCAAACUGACCAAACCCAGAAGUUGGAAGACUUUCUAGCUUGUCUUGAAGAAGAAAGGCUCAAGAUUGAUGCAUUCAAGCGUGAACUACCUCUCUGCAUGCAACUUCUCACCAAUGCUAUGGAGGCAUAUAGGCAACAGCUACAGACCUUUAGGACUAACCAAGGGCCAAGACCAGUUCUUGAAGAGUUCAUACCCAUUAAGAACUCAAGCUCUGAAGGAUCAGAUAAGUUAUCAUCGAACGUAUCAGAGAAGGCGAAUUGGAUGACGACGGCACAGUUGUGGAGUCAAUCAAAUGAUGGAAGCAAGCAACAGGGGGCUACAACAGUAGUAUUAGCAACACAAGCUCCAAAUGAAAUCGAUCAUGGUGGCCUUGCAAUGAGUCCCAAAUUAGGUUUGGACAAUAAAGGAAGGAAUGGAGGAGGAGGUGGUGGAGCUUUUCUUCCUUUUUCUAAAGAUAGGAACACAUGUACUAGUCCUACUCCUUUAAGGGUUCUUCCGGAAUUAGCUCUUGCUGCAACAACCGAGAAAGAGAUGGAGGAUAAGAAAUGUAGUGAACCUGAUAAUGGUGUGUCUUGCUCUUCAAGGAGAGAGAAUCCUAGUAAGGGUGGUGCUGGAUCAGUUAUAACGGAACAACCAAAGGGAGCUGCAAAUUCUGCUGAAGGACAAGCAACAACCACAACACAGACUAAUAGGAAAGCAAGGAGGUGUUGGUCGCCGGAGUUGCACCGGCGCUUUGUAAAUGCCCUUCAAAUCCUUGGUGGCUCUCAAGUUGCCACACCAAAGCAAAUCAGAGAGUUGAUGAAGGUUGAUGGUCUCACUAACGAUGAAGUUAAGAGCCAUUUACAGAAAUAUAGGCUGCACACAAGGAGGCCAAGUCCAAGUACACAAGCGGCAGGAGCACCAGCACCGCAGCUGGUGGUGUUAGGAGGGAUUUGGGUCCCGCCGGAGUACGCAACGGCAGCGGCUGCCCACGGCGCUGGACAAGCAAUCUAUGGUGCCCACCCUGGUUCACAUGCUUCCACCCAUUACUGUUCUCCCGCUGUACCCCAGGACUUCUAUCCUCCACCACCACCUCACCAUGCUCAGUUGCACCACCAUACCCUCCAACCUUACCAACAACACAUCUACAAGGCAACAUCUCAGACACAUGGCUCGCCGGAGUCCGACGGGAGACCGGUUGGAGAUGGUUCUGAGAGUAUCGAAGAUGACAAGUCAGAGAGUAGUAGCUGGAACAAAGGUGACAGUGGUAAUCAGAAUGGUGGUGGUGGUGGAGGGGAGAGAGAAAGGGAGAGGGAGAGGGAAAGGAAGGGUUUGGCUUCCCUUAGAGAUGAUGGAGAGGAGAGCAAUGGUAGUGAGAUCACUCUCAAGUUCUAAUCUUCAUUUCCUUUGUUUUUAUUUUUUUUAAAUUUUGUCUUCUUUUCCCUUGGACUUUUGGGGACUCUCAAUCUCACUGAGCCUGAGGGCAGAAAUAGGAAAAGUGAGUGUUUGUUUGUUGGCAAAACUUUUAUUUUCCAUCUUUUGGUAGUCUGAUAUCCUGACAAGCAGUGUUCGUUGUAAGAUGGGGAAAAUUGAAGUUUGGAUUUUGUGGGUCUUGGCGUUUUUUUAGGGUUUUUGUCCUCUUUCUUUGCUAGGUAGGCAUUGAAUGACGAUUUUACCCUCUGUUUCAUUCCUAAUUAAUAACCGAAAUUGGUCAUUUGGAAUA